AUGAAUUCGACCACCGAAAAACUCGCUUUCUUAUUCGGUCUCUUAGGUAACAUCGUGUCAUUCAUGGUGUUCUUGGCGCCAAUGCCGACAUUUUACAGAAUUUACCAGAAGAAAUCAUCGGAAGGGUUCCAAUCCAUACCGUAUGUGGUUGCACUUUUGAGUGCAAUGUUAUUGUUGUAUUAUGGUUUGCUCAAGACAAAUGCUAUGUUGAUCAUCAGCAUCAAUGCCUUUGGAAUUGUUAUUGAACUUGCUUACCUCAUAUUCUAUUUCACAUAUGCUCCCAAGAAGCAGAGGAUAUUUACGUUGAAGUUGGUUCUGCUGGUAAUUGUAAUGUAUGGGUUGACGGUGGCAAUCACUAUCUUCCUUCUAAGUGGAACCAAACGCGUUAGCGCAGUUGGGUGGAUCUGUGCUGUGUUUAACAUUGCUGUUUUUGCAGCUCCUUUAAGCAUUAUGAGGCAAGUAAUACGAACCAGGAGUGUGGAAUACAUGCCAUUUACUUUGUCUUUAUUCCUAACACUUUGUGCUACCAUGUGGUUCUUCUACGGACUUUUCACACAGGAUUACUACAUCGCAUUACCAAACGUAUUGGGAUUUCUAUUCGGCAUCGCACAGAUGAUCCUGUACAUGGUAUACAGGAACUCGGGGAAAGAUCAUAAUGAGAUUGAAGCAAAAACAAGUACUAAUGGUGGUGAUCUAGAGAUGAGGUAUAAGCAGUUAAGUGUGACCAGUACCAGUCAUCAGAAAUUGUAUCGCAGUAUCAGUACAUGA
This is a messenger RNA of Argentina anserina (silverweed cinquefoil), 768 nucleotides long. Its product is annotated as bidirectional sugar transporter NEC1-like. Gene Ontology annotation, cellular component: membrane. The coding region runs from base 1 to 768 and encodes 255 amino acids. The transcript has 6 exons. Lineage: Eukaryota; Viridiplantae; Streptophyta; Magnoliopsida; Rosales; Rosaceae. Gene Ontology annotation, molecular function: sugar transmembrane transporter activity. The record is from RefSeq and is a predicted model, not a curated record. Gene Ontology annotation, biological process: carbohydrate transport.